This is a messenger RNA of Rhododendron vialii, 1643 nucleotides long. RefSeq names its product GATA transcription factor 9-like. The coding region runs from base 122 to 1120 and encodes 332 amino acids. Gene Ontology annotation, biological process: positive regulation of DNA-templated transcription. The transcript has 2 exons. Gene Ontology annotation, molecular function: sequence-specific DNA binding; zinc ion binding. Gene Ontology annotation, cellular component: nucleus. The record is from RefSeq and is a predicted model, not a curated record. NCBI's taxonomy places the organism in Eukaryota, Viridiplantae, Streptophyta, Magnoliopsida, Ericales, Ericaceae.
CUCUCUCUCUCUCUCUCUCUCUCUCUCUCUCUCACACACACACACACACACACACACACACAUUACUCACUCUCCUCCAUCUUCUACUGCGUUAAAAGACAAGAAGAAAAAAGAAACUCCAAUGGAGAACACCCCAGAACUCAUCCAAACAGGGCACUACUACUACUACAACACCACCACCCAAUUCAGUGCACCCGAAAAGAGCCACACCGAAACGAAGCCCGCUGCCGAACAUUUCGCCGUCGAGGACCUCCUCGACUUUCCGAACGACGAUGUUUCGUUCGCCAACGGCACGCUAGACACCUUCACCACCGGAAACUCCACUGAUUCCCCCACCGUCACCAUCGACUCCUCAUUCUCCGGCGGCGAGCCUCACUUCUCCAGCUGCGACAUUGCCUGCCGGAGCUUUGCUGAUCCUCAGUUUUCUAGUGACCUCUGUGUCCCGUAUCACGAUGAUCUCGCUGAGCUGGAGUGGCUGUCCAAUUUCGUCGAGGAAUCAUUUUCAAGCGAGGAAUUGCGAAAGCUGCAGAUAAUAUCUGGCGUGAAUGCCCAACCCGACGAAGAAUCCGAAACCCAUGGAUUCGAGCCUGAGCAAGAAAGCCGAAACAGCCCGAAAUUCCACCCGGAGCUACCCGUGCCCGGGAAAGCCCGAAGCAAGCGCUCACGCGCCGCCCCAUGCAAUUGGGCAUCCCGCCUCUCGGUCCUCUCUCCCGACACCACAUCAGCAUCGAAAAAGAGAGAAGGCGAAGACCUGGAGGCGGCCGCCCGAGAUCUCCACAUGGACGGGCGGAAGUGCCUGCAUUGUGCCACGGACAAGACCCCUCAGUGGCGGACCGGGCCCAUGGGCCCCAAGACGCUUUGCAAUGCCUGCGGGGUCCGAUACAAGUCGGGCAGGCUUGUGCCGGAGUACCGGCCCGCUGCCAGCCCGACUUUUAUGCUGACGAAGCACUCGAAUUCGCACCGGAAAGUGAUGGAGCUCCGGAGGCAGAAGGAGGUCCAGAUUGCCCCACAACAGCAUCGGCAACAAUUUAUUCAUCAGAACAUGGUUUAUGAUGUAUCCAACGGUGAUGAUUACUUGAUCCACCACAAUAUUGGGCCCGACUAUGGGCAUAUGAUCUAGUGCGUCCCAGUCUACGGUAAUUGGGUGGGAGUCGAGGUUUAGCGGUGAAAUUUUAGCGGUAAUUUUCCAAUUUACUAGGGGUAAUGUUUCCCCAAAAAGCUAAGGAAACCAGCGGGGAAAAAAAACGGUGGAAACCGACGGCCACGGGACCCACACAGGUGAUUCGAUCUAUUCAAUAAAUUUUUUGAAAAAACCCGACUAGGUCUCAUGAAAAAUUGGUUUAAUCCAAUAUGUGUAGAUGUUCAAUCUAAUCUUUUAUUUUUCACGGAUCCGAAAUCGGAAUGAAAAAGAUAGAAGAUUGGAUCGAACACUUAAACAUAAAUAUCGGAUUGAACUGAAUAUUCACUGGACCCACUCAGUUUUCUUUUAAAAAAUUAUUGAACGGCAGAUCAUCCGUGUGGGGCCCGAAAUGGGUUCCGCGUGGCCGUUGAUGCCCCCGUCAGCUUCGAUAGCAGGACUGAAUGUUACCCGACUUUGAAGUUUUGUAGUUUUUUGUUAAGAAAAUUUUGAUGCAAAAAAGAGG